ACUUUUUUCUCUUUUCAGGCCAGUAUGGAAAUCCUCUAAAUAAAUACAUUAGACAUUAUGAAGGAUUAUCUUACGAUGUGGAUUUGUUACACCAAAAACACCAGCGUGCCAAAAGAGCAGUAUCGCAUGAAGAUCAGUUCUUGCGCCUCGACUUUCAUGCUCAUGGAAGACAAUUCAACCUUCGAAUGAAGAGAGAUACAUCUCUUUUUAGUGAGGAUUUUAAAGUAGAAACAUCAAACCAAGUAAUUGAUUAUGAUACCUCCCAUAUUUACACUGGACACAUUUAUGGUGAGCAGGGAAGUUUUAGCCAUGGGUCUGUUAUUGAUGGAAGAUUUGAAGGAUUCAUCCAAACUCACAGUGGGACCUUUUAUAUUGAGCCAGCAGAGAGAUAUAUUAAGGACAGAACUCUACCAUUCCACUCUGUCAUUUAUCAUGAAGAUGAUAUCAAAUAUCCUCAUAAAUAUGGACCACAAGGAGGAUGUGCAGAUCAUUCAGUAUUUGAAAGAAUGCAGAAGUACCAGAUGACUGGUAUAGAAGAACCAACAACAGAGAAGCCUUCUGAACAGCCUGACAGCAAUGGUCCUCAGCUUUUAAGAAAAAAACGUGCCACUCAAGCUGAAAAAAAUACUUGUCAGCUAUAUAUUCAGACCGAUCAUCUGUUCUAUAAGCACUAUGGAACAAGGGAAGCUGUAAUUGCACAGAUAUCCAGCCAUGUUAAAGCAAUUGACACAAUUUACCGCUCAACAGAUUUCUCAGGAAUCCGUAACAUCAGCUUUAUGGUGAAGCGAAUAAGAAUUAACACAACUGUAGAUGAGAAGGACUCUUCAAACCCCUUCAGAUUUCCUAACAUUGGUGUGGAAAAGUUUCUGGAACUGAACUCAGAACAGAAUCAUGAUGAUUAUUGCUUGGCCUAUGUAUUUACAGACCGUGAUUUUGAUGAUGGAGUCCUUGGUCUGGCUUGGGUUGGAGCCCCUUCAGGGAGCUCUGGUGGAAUAUGUGAAAAGAGCAAACUGUAUUCUGAUGGUAAGAAGAAGUCUUUGAACACUGGAAUCAUCACUGUUCAGAACUACGGCUCUCAUGUUCCUCCCAAGGUUUCGCACAUCACUUUUGCUCAUGAGGUUGGACAUAACUUUGGGUCACCUCAUGAUUCUGGAAUGGAGUGCACUCCAGGGGAGUCCAAGAACUUGGGACAGAAAGAAAAUGGGAAUUAUAUCAUGUAUGCAAGAGCAACAUCUGGGGAUAAACUUAAUAACAACAAGUUCUCACUCUGUAGUAUUCGAAAUAUCAGCCAAGUUCUUGAGAAAAAGAGAAAUAACUGCUUUGUUGAGUCUGGUCAACCUAUCUGUGGUAAUGGACUGGUAGAAGAAGGAGAGCAGUGUGACUGUGGGUACAGCGACCAGUGUAAAGAUGAAUGCUGUUAUGACGCAAACCAAUCAGAUGAUAAAAAAUGCAAGUUAAAACCAGGCAAAUUCUGCAGCCCUAGUCAAGGCCCUUGCUGUACUGCGCAGUGUAACUUCAAACUGAAGACUGACAAGUGCCGAAAUGAUUCGGACUGUGCGAGGGAGGGAAUGUGUAAUGGUUUCAGUGCUCUCUGUCCAGCCUCCCAGCCUAAACAAAACUUCACAGAAUGCAACAGGCGUACACAAGUUUGCAUAAAAGGGCAAUGUACUGGCUCUAUCUGUGAGAAGUAUGACCUGGAGGAAUGUACAUGUGCUAGCUCAGAUGGCAAGGACGAUAGAGAAUUGUGUCAUGUCUGCUGCAUGAGAAAAAGUAAGAUUUGUCUGGAUUGUGUAAGCAUGAAUUUACCAGUAGAUAGGAGGAAUUUUGUGACAGUUUUUUUAAUAGUUUUUCUUAACUUGAGAUCAUACUUUUUUUUUUAAUUUCAGGUGGACAUUGUAUUUCGUGC
Messenger RNA from Meleagris gallopavo (turkey), 1906 nucleotides. Lineage: Eukaryota; Metazoa; Chordata; Aves; Galliformes; Phasianidae. The record is from RefSeq and is a predicted model, not a curated record.